CCUUAGCCCCACCCCUCCCUCCUGCACUCCCAUUGACUUCUCCCAACCCAUGUGGGGCAGAUCUCUUUCUCAGCUUUCCUUCUCUUUCUCUGUGCCUUCAGCUGGAAGUGGCUUCGCUACAGAGUUGCAAAGAUGGCUGCAGCAGGGCAAGAGCUGGCUUUAUUCAGUGUCUCGGACAAGACUGGCCUGGUAGAAUUUGCACAACACCUCAGCUCUUUAGGCUUGGCCCUGGUUGCCUCUGGAGGAACAGCAAAAGCACUUCGGGAUGCAGGUUUGAAUGUCAGAGAUGUUUCUGAUCUCACUGGCUUUCCGGAAAUGUUGGGAGGGCGUGUGAAGACUCUUCACCCUGCAGUACAUGCUGGUGUACUGGCUCGAGACAUUCCACAAGAUAAAGCUGAUAUGGCUAAACUGGAUUUCAGCCUUGUAAGAGUUGUAGUUUGCAACCUCUACCCCUUUGUCAAGACUGUGGCAUCCCCAAAUGUAACUGUUGAAGAAGCGGUGGAACAGAUUGACAUAGGAGGUGUAGCCUUGCUGAGGGCUGCAGCAAAGAAUCAUGCUCGUGUGACGGUUGUAUGUGAUCCUGGGGACUACACCACCGUAGCAAAAGAAAUGAAAGCCUCCAGUAAUAAAAAUACCUCUUUGGAAACUCGUCGCCAGUUGGCUCUCAAGGCUUUUACUCACACCGCUCAGUACGAUACAGCCAUUUCUGAUUACUUCAGGAAAGAGUACAGCAAAGGAGUGUCUCAACUUCCCCUGAGAUAUGGCAUGAAUCCACACCAGACUCCUGCUCAGCUCUACACUUUGAGGCCUAAACUUCCUCUCUCAGUGCUGAAUGGUUCCCCAGGGUUUAUAAACCUUUGUGAUGCUCUAAAUGCCUGGCAGUUGGUCAAGGAGCUCAAGCAAGCUUUGGGUAUUCCAGCCGCAACCUCCUUCAAGCACGUCAGUCCAGCUGGUGCAGCUGUUGGAGUUCCCCUCACUGAAGAAGAAGCUCAAGUCUGUAUGGUGCAUGACCUGAAGCCCACCCUGACACCCCUGGCAGCAGCCUAUGCAAGGGCAAGAGGUGCUGAUAGAAUGUCAUCUUUUGGUGAUUUUAUUGCGCUCUCAGAUAUCUGUGAUGUCCCCACUGCAAAGAUCAUUUCCAGAGAGGUAUCUGAUGGGGUUGUGGCUCCAGGAUACGAUGAAGAAGCCCUCAAAAUCCUAUCCAAAAAGAAAAACGGAAGCUACUGUGUUCUCCAGAUGGACCCAACUUAUGAGCCAGAUGAAACUGAAGUCCGCACUCUCUUUGGAUUGCAUCUAAUGCAGAAGAGGAAUGAUGGCGUAAUUGACCGAUCGCUGUUCAAGAACAUUGUUACAAAAAAUAAAAAUCUUCCUGAGCCAGCUAUCCGGGAUCUGAUUGUUGCUAGCGUUGCUGUGAAAUAUACUCAGUCUAAUUCUGUUUGUUAUGCCAAGAAUGGACAGGUAGUUGGCAUUGGGGCAGGGCAGCAAUCCCGAAUACACUGUACCCGCCUGGCCGGAGACAAGGCAAACCACUGGUGGCUCAGACAUCACCCUCGUGUGCUCUCCAUGAAGUUCAAAGCUGGCGUCAAAAGAGCUGAGAUCUCCAAUGCUAUUGACCAGUAUGUCACUGGGACCAUUGGUGAGGGUGAAGAUCUUGUCAAAUGGAAGGCACUGUUCGAGGAGGUCCCAGCUCUAUUGACUGAGGCAGAAAAAAAGGCAUGGAUUGGAAAACUGAACGGAGUCUCACUCAGCUCUGAUGCAUUCUUCCCUUUUAGGGAUAAUGUGGAUAGAGCAAAACGGAGUGGAGUCCAGUUCAUUGCUGCCCCUUCUGGUUCAGCCGCAGAUCAAGUUGUGAUUGAGGCCUGUGAUGAGCUGGGAAUAUCUCUUAUUCAUACCAACCUCCGUCUCUUUCACCACUGAUGCUCCCUAGGGCCACUGCAGACAUUCCCCAUUGCUUUGUGUGUUUGUCUAGGGCAGUGAAAGCUUCCUCUCUUACUAUUUGAAAAAAAUCUAUCUUUGAAUAAACAUUUCUCUUUAAAAAUCAUUGCUUUAAGAGUACUAAUACAAAAUAGUUCACCUCUAAAUGCUAUGUUGAAAAAUAAAUGCACGUAAGGUCAUCUGAAGUCCAGUUCUUUUUGCAUUCAAAACAUGGACUGUGGUUUUGUUUGCCAGUAGAAGACACAGAAUCAGUUGCUUAGUCAAAAAAGUAAUAAUCAUGAUGUAUGUACUGGGAACAAAAAGUAUUUUAAAUUGGUUGUUGUGUGCUGACUCCCUUGAGAUGUUCAUCUUAUCAGUGUGCUCCAGCUGAUGCUCAUAUUAGUAGAGGAAUGUGAAGGCUUCCACUGUGUUGAGUUCCUUUUAAGAAGUUGAUUAGAAGUUAUACAGGUAAUGUGCCUUAUGGGAAAAAAUGGGUGCAGACAUCACUUGUGUAGUGGCUACGAACAUCAUUAUAGGAAAUUGGAUGAUGGAAGUCUUUUGCUGCUGUUUUGCUGCUGUGGAAGCAAUUGCAAGGAAACUGAAGUCAGAUCAAUAAGUGAAUGAGUGAAAGGAACCUUACUUUUGGGGGAGUGUGUAUAUUAUUUUUGUGUUUGACUUCAUCUCUGUAUAUGUCAUAAUUGUAUAUACAGUCUGGGGGGUUGCUCAUCCCUUCUAACUUGCAAAUGCAGAGGGCGGUAUUGUAAACAUUUCUGAUACACUUUUCACUUGUACACAGAUAUUGUUUUGUGAGAACAGGGAAUGAUCAAGGCUUAGAAACUGAAAGCCUAUAAACCAAAAUAUUUGAAAAGGUUUGAAUUUGAACAUUCAGUAGCGUACUGUAAUCAAGCUUCAUCAUCACUGCUGCUUCAGCCUCUCCUGGGAAGGCAUGGUUUGUGUUCGGUUGGAAAUCAUUAAAUUCAAAACCACCUUGGAGAGAUGUGUUUUAAAGUGAUGGAAAUAGCGUGGGCCAUGUUGAGAGCAGAAUAUGUACUAAAAGGAGGCAGUUGCAGCUAGCAAGGGAAAGGAAGUUGGGAACAUACAUGCUAAACUUUGGGUGGUGUUCUUUUUCAUUUUUAAAGAAAUAUUUCUGCGACAUACUAUGAAGCAAAUCUUCUCAGGCUUUUGUUUCAUGCAGUCUGUUGUAUAAUUUUAAAAAUAAAAUAAUAGGACAUCC
Messenger RNA from Sceloporus undulatus (fence lizard), 3148 nucleotides. RefSeq names its product 5-aminoimidazole-4-carboxamide ribonucleotide formyltransferase/IMP cyclohydrolase (gene ATIC). The transcript has 16 exons. Gene Ontology annotation, cellular component: cytosol. Gene Ontology annotation, molecular function: phosphoribosylaminoimidazolecarboxamide formyltransferase activity; IMP cyclohydrolase activity. Lineage: Eukaryota; Metazoa; Chordata; Lepidosauria; Squamata; Phrynosomatidae. Bases 133 to 1917 code for a protein of 594 amino acids. The record is from RefSeq and is a predicted model, not a curated record. Gene Ontology annotation, biological process: 'de novo' IMP biosynthetic process.